AUGUCUGGACGUGGUGGAGGCGGCGGUGGUCGCAGAGUAUUGCUUCCGCCCAUUAAUUUCAUCUUCAAGCUCCUACAACAACACACAACUGUGCAAAUCUGGCUAUAUGAACAGCUAUCGAUCCGAAUUGAGGGAAAGAUCAGGGGUUUUGAUGAAUUUAUGAAUCUCGUUAUUGACGACGCAGUCGAGGUGAAGCAAGUUACGAAGACGAAUCCAGAGGAAUCUCGGCGAUCGCUGGGUCAAAUAUUGUUGAAGGGCGAUAACGUCUCGUUGAUCCAGAGUUUAUCGGGUUAA
Messenger RNA from Colletotrichum truncatum, 294 nucleotides. The record is from RefSeq and is a predicted model, not a curated record. NCBI's taxonomy places the organism in Eukaryota, Fungi, Ascomycota, Sordariomycetes, Glomerellales, Glomerellaceae.